UAAUAAUCGGGCCUAAUGGAUCACUUCUGAGAUGCACGGUGUGCGUAAAUGACACUUAUCACGAUCAAAAUAAAUGGACUGGUUGUAUGUUUGGAUUUAUCAUCAGAUAUUUCAGAUACUAAGGAAUCCAUAUUACAUAUGUCGUAUAACGUAUGAUGUUUGGAUAGACGGGAUUCACAAUAUAAUGCAAAUGAAUUCGUGAAGUUGUGCCGCAAAUUGGAGUAGCAAGAUUGAGAAUCUCAAGGAUAUUGGUGAAAAAACACAAUAACGAUCAAUCCGACUGGUAUUUCCAUGGAUCUGCCAAUUUGGGUCCUCUUUCUCACAGGAAUCGGAGUCCUGCUAUUUUUGGUCCUCGUUGGCAUAGGAAUAUACCAUCUUGCGAAAUAUCUUCUAGAGAGACGUAAAAAACUAAAAGAACAACAGUCUUUUGAGAAAACGUAUAGGAUUAACCUAGGAGACUCUAUAUUUGAGGAAAAUCCUAUGCCAUUUCUUCCGGAAUAUUGGAAUAAACGUCGGAAAAAAGAAAAAAGUAAGCCGUGGGUUGAUUCAGAGCAAAGUGAUCCACAACAUCAAAAAUAUGAGGAUAAUUUUGAUGAAAUAUUUAGGUGCGGUAAAUCUCUUGUUCCCGUCCGAUCAGCUCAUCGAGCUAAAAAAUCAACCGAUUCGGAAUUGGAUCACCUUACACCAACGACGAGCGCACUCGAUUUGGACAGAUCCAGCCGUACCCCUUUAAAACAAGCGGAUCCUUUGUGGUAUGACACUUCUUCUACAUCAAGAAAAAAUAUAUCAGAAUUUGAGGAAACAGAAUGUGAUGCUUCAACUCCACGCCAACUCGAUGACUUGAAUUUUUAUGGUCGUAUGGACUAUGGUAGUAGAAGUCUAAGUUCUGCUGACGUUCGGAACCUAAAGGAACAAUUUGAUGAAAGGCAAUAUCGGUCAACAGACCAAUUGAGCUCAUCCUUUGGCGAAUUUGGCGGACCAAAGUCAAGAACUGCAUCUGCAAUUGAUCUUAACAAAUCCCCAUCUCAAAUGGAUACAUCAAAGCCAUUUUUAAAAUUCAGUGUUAUUUUAGGGCCCGAUGGAAACAUUGGUGUGACACUUUUUGAAGUUAUAGACAUCCCAAGAAAAUAUCACAAAAGUACAUUUUACAUACGGGUGAAUUUCUUCCCCAAGGUCAAGAAACCCCAAACUACACGCUUUAUAAAGAUCUAUACAGAACCAAUCGCAGUUUUUAAUGAAUGUUUCGAGUUUUGUGGAAUUGAUCAGGUGGACCUUGAGAAGAGCAUUUUAAGAUUCUGCCUCAUGGCUCGAGAUAGUGGCGUUGGCAAAGACAAAAUGGUUGGUGAUCUUGUUAUAAACUGUUCUCGUCUAGAGUGGAGUGAGUCAUCGACUAUCUACUUUAGGCAGCUCAGCACAAAGAGGAUUAUGAAAAGGGGAACGACGUCCAGGAAUAUGAUGCAUAUGGAUUUGGGCAAGCUAUUCGUUGUGCUGCAGAAUCAACCACAAGCCAACCGUAUCAAAGUAUUUAUUAAGCGAGCAACUGAUCUGCCUAACGUGAACCUUGUCUCUGCAGUUUUACCAGAACACUAUGUGAUUGUUAAUCUACUUAAAAACUGUAAACACGUCACCUAUAAAGAAACCCGUGCACAGAAAGGACAAAACCCAGUAUGGAAUGAACCAUUUCUUUUUGACAUUUCAAACGAUGAGCUUCAUGAUUACUCAAUCGAAUUUAUCAUUAUGAGAGGACGUCUUUUCCACAAGGAUGGCGUUCUUGGACAUGUUGUUGUGGGUUCACGGAAUACUAAUAAGAGAGAAUGUGUUGUUGUUGGUUCUCGAACUACAAAUAAGAGAGGUAUUGAUCACUGGAACGAUUUCAUCCAUCCUGCUCACGGCCUUGAAACAGCCAAGUGGCACGAUGUCUUACCAGUUGUCAGCUAUAUAGACGACGAGUCGAAACAGCCAUUUUACUGA
Molecule: messenger RNA, 1971 nt
Organism: Owenia fusiformis
Lineage: Eukaryota; Metazoa; Annelida; Polychaeta; Sabellida; Oweniidae
Source: the annotation of a GenBank genome assembly